This is a messenger RNA of Brienomyrus brachyistius, 6438 nucleotides long. RefSeq names its product glucocorticoid receptor-like. The transcript has 10 exons. The record is from RefSeq and is a predicted model, not a curated record. Lineage: Eukaryota; Metazoa; Chordata; Actinopteri; Osteoglossiformes; Mormyridae. Gene Ontology annotation, biological process: nuclear receptor-mediated glucocorticoid signaling pathway; regulation of DNA-templated transcription. Gene Ontology annotation, molecular function: zinc ion binding; nuclear glucocorticoid receptor activity; steroid binding. The coding region runs from base 953 to 3034 and encodes 693 amino acids. Gene Ontology annotation, cellular component: nucleus.
UCUCUUUUUCUUCUUCGCAGUCCGUGUAAAAACUUUUCUCCCCUUAAUAUUCAUAACGAUCGCAGCAGUCCACCGGUUCGUGUCCGCCGGAUGAUUUCGCCGCCCACUGUCUCGGUGGUCCGGCACGUUUGUUAAAGUUUAUUUUUCCGUUUCUCCUGGCGGUCGUUUAUUACGUACGUUCAUUUAUAUCGAAUUCCUCGUCGCGAGACCGGAGCCGCGUCUUCUGCAGCUUUCGUUUUGAAGCGGACCGACUUUGCCCCGCGCGACCGACGGCCAGGCUCGCGCAGGCAGAGGCGCCAAACCCGCCGCUCCUCUUCGGCUCGCCGUAACCGACAGCUCCGGUGACGCGGAAGAUGAUCGGUGUAACCGAGCUAACUAGCCAGUUAAUAAGCAGCUUAAGUACCGCUAGCUACGCCACAGAUCUCCCGUGUGUUUUCUUGCUCUAAGUCGAUAAGUUUUGUUUGUCGUAAUGGGGCGUGUGCCGUGCGGUAAACAGGCGAAGCGGCUAUGCUAGCAGGCUGCACGGCUAACUCCUCUCUCGGUUCCCCGCUUUAAGCCUGGUCUGCUCGCCUGGAACCCGGACUAUUCGUUAAUGUGGUUUAAGUCACCAUACGGCGACUUUUCACGUAUUUAUUUUGGCGACUAAUCAACGAAGUUGGCGUGGUUAGUGCCACUGUUUUGCAUACAUGACAGCUGCGGUCGCCGUCCUUUAGCCUGUGUUACUAGCGCGAUUACGGGUGAUACUUGCACUUUUCUUUUUAUUUUUUUAAGAAAUAAAUAUCGGCGUUUGACAUCGCUGGUGAGCCGGACACUGACAGUUUUCUCCUUUUCUCCCGUCGGUUUGACCUGCAGACCGACCGUAUGCAGCUGACUCCGGGGUUGCGUUACGGGUGACGGUCACGGACGGACUCUGGAAAUGACCCAGCUUUUCCGCUUUAAAUAGGGACAGGAAAUGGAUAGAGGUGGACUCGAACACAGCAAUAACUGGAAUGAGAGUUUGACUUUGGACCAAGGGGAAGCAGGAACCCUAGCGUCCUUGCAGGAUAAAGCACAUGGCACUAUGUCUGCUGCUUCAGCCAAGAGUCAAAACUACCUGCCCCUGAAGAUGAGCGCAGACUUAACCUGCCCUUCUAUGCCCAUGGACUCGUCUGUCACUGGAAUGGAUCCCAUCCCCUUCUCUCUGAAAACCGAGGAUUACUUGACGCUAGAUAAGCCCAGGAUGGAUGUGCCGCAGAAUUCCUUCAUUCACGAGGGAAAGGACCCUGAUGUGUGCCAUGGGCUCUUUGGUGACAACACGAUGGACAUCCUGCAGGAUUUUGAUUUGCCGGGCUCUCUUUCUGAGCUGAAUGACUUCUACGUGGCAGACGAUGCCGCUCUGCUGUCCUCCCUCGGUGUGGAAGACUCCCUUUUGGCGGAUGUUGGCGCACAGAAGGAAGCCAAGACCAGCAGCCAUGGAUGCGGCACAAGCAUGAACGGGGAACCACACCCAGAUCCAGGGGUUUCCACGCUCACCGUCAAAACGGAGAGUGACGGCUGCCUUAUCCUGAGCACCCCCGGGGUGAUUAAGCAGGAGGCUGACGCAAAGAGUUUCUGUCAGGUGACUGGGCCAGAGGUUCUUGGCUCAUUCGGCUCCCUCCUUUCGGCGAGCGCCGCCGGUGUUACGGCUGCACCGACCCACAGCUUUGCCACUGGCGUGCCAAGCUCAGUUAGCUUGCAGCAGCCAGACCAGAAGCCUGUCUUUAACCUGUAUCCCCCACUGGCUGCCAUUGGCAAUGGCUGGAACCGGGACAUCGUCGAGGCCCGGGGUGGCAGCGAGGCCGGUUCUGCACCAACGGCUUUCCACAUGGGCGGAAUCAGUUCUUUGGGAAGACCUGAAGCCAGCAAUUCAGCACCAGUCCCCCCUGCAAAGGCCAGUGGUUCAACCCACAAAACCUGCUUGGUAUGUUCUGACGAAGCCUCUGGAUGCCACUAUGGCGUUUUGACAUGUGGCAGCUGCAAGGUUUUCUUCAAAAGAGCUGUUGAAGGAUGGAGAGCACGGCAAAACACUGAUGGGCAGCACAAUUAUCUGUGCGCAGGGAGGAACGACUGCAUCAUCGACAAGAUCCGCAGGAAGAACUGCCCUGCGUGCCGCUUCCGGAAGUGUCUGCAGGCCGGUAUGAACCUAGAAGCGAGGAAGACCAAGAAGCUGAUCAGACUCAAAGGGCAGCGCCCCCCAGUGGAGUCUGCCCCGCCGGUGCCGGAAGAAUGGACUCAGGCCCUGGUGCCCAAGUCCAUGCCUCAGUUGGCUCCCACCAUGCUGUCCCUGCUGCGGGCCAUUGAACCCGAGACCAUGUACUCCGGCUAUGACAGCACCAUCUCCGACACCUCCACCCGGCUGAUGACCACCCUCAACAGGCUGGGCGGGCGGCAGGUCGUCUCGGCCGUCAAGUGGGCCAAAGCCCUGCCAGGCUUUCGAAACCUCCACCUGGACGACCAGAUGACCUUGCUGCAGUACUCCUGGCUGUUCCUCAUGUCCUUCAGCCUAGGAUGGAGGUCCUACGAGCAGGCCAAUGGCAGCAUGCUCUGCUUUGCGCCCGACCUCGUCAUCAGCCGGGAACGCAUGAAGCUUCCUUACAUGACGGACCAGUGUGAGCAGAUGCUUAAGAUCUCCAACGAGUUUGUGCGCCUUCAGGUCUCCUAUGACGAGUACCUGUGCAUGAAGGUUCUCCUCCUGCUCAGCACAGUACCGAAGGAUGGACUGAAAAGCCAGGCCGUGUUCGACGAGAUCCGAAUGUCCUACAUCAAGGAGCUCGGUAAGGCCAUCGUUAAACGCGAGGAGAGCUCCACCCAGAACUGGCAGAGGUUCUACCAGCUCACCAAGCUUCUGGACUCCAUGCAGGAGAUGGUGGGAGGGCUGCUCAACUUCUGCUUCUACACCUUUGUGGACAAGUCCCUCAGCGUGGAGUUCCCUGAGAUGCUGGCUGAGAUAAUCAGCAAUCAACUGCCCAAGUUCAAAGCCGGCAGUGUGAAGCCGCUGCUCUUCCACAAGCAGUGAGGGGCCCGGAGGAGAGCCGCUGCAAAGGCACCCACACAACUUCAGGACAGGGAAAAUGGAUCCGUAAACAACACACACAACCUUUUUUUUUUUUUUGCUUGCCAGUUUCUUGCAACAUAGAGGUUAAUUAAAAAUCCAAUUUUACUUUAAUCAAAGAAAGGAAUGUUGUAUAUUGUUCAAAAGCUGAUGUGCAUGCAGACCGCCGAGAUGUUUACAGACCUAUAUGAGAAAAGGGGAACGUGCCUUUUGUUUCUAAAGUGUAGACAGACAAAGCCUUUUUUUCCCACUCUCUCCCGUCUGGAAGUAUUUUUCCUACAUGGUUGAACUUCAUACCUUCUGUGGUUUUUUAUAUUGCACUAGCAGUUUCUUACUACUUAAAUUUACCAUCUUUGUUUCCCACAGUGGGCAGCUCAGUGAAUUUUAUGAAUGGUGCACAAGAGACCUCUGGGUAAUGCUGUACAGGGCCGGUGGGAAGGAUUUCACCCCACCCUGACAAUUUGAUGGGUUUGUUUUCGUGCUUUUGGAUUAAAGCAGAGUUUUCAGUGGUGGAUAGUGUGAGUGGAAAACGAGAGAGAGAGAGAGAGAGAGAGAGCGAGCGAGAGAGAGAGUACUUAAUUGGAAGAAUGAAUUGACAUAGCUUGGUUAGAUAAAAUAGUUCCUUUUUCCACAAGCUCAGUAGAAAUACCUGUGGCACUGCAGUGCCAGCUGUGAGUCGUGCCGUAGGUCUACAGAAGCGUUUGCGUUUCCAGAUUGCGUGGUACUUGCCUGUUUUCUCUGCCUGCUGGUUGAAUGGGUGUGCAUGGUGGCAUUGUGGUUUUUUGGUCGCCGUACGCCGUUCUUAAGCUAUUCCAGUGUCACAUUCGGCUUCUGGUAUGUUUCCAUUGCAGAUCAUCAGAUCAUUUUUAACUAAAACGGGCUUUCUGAUCUACUGGUAACAAUAAUAGUUCACAUCAGCCAUUAGCACCACCAUGAUUCCCAGUAAGGGAUGGUGUUGACUGGUUUAUGGGCUCCAUGAUACUGGCUUUCCCGAAAAUCACAAAAGUUGAGUUUUUUUUUCUUUUUCUUAAUUCACUGACAGAAAAGAAAUACGUUUUCGUUAAAAGUAGUUUUCGUUAUGAAACGACUUCGAGGUUGACUGUGUGACAGGAAGGGAAAAGAAACAUUUAAAUGCACCGUUGUAAAACCAUAAAAUGUGAAAGAGGGCUGUGAAUACUUUCUAAAGGCACUAAACGUAUAAAUGUUAUGAAAAUGCACCCCCACCCACGUCUGAUCCUGUCUGUCCGUUUCACUUUCCGAGUCGAGGUACGGAAGUGGCAUGUCAGGUUGUAUGUAAUCUAAUUAUGCCAGUUAGCCACGCGUUCUGAUCACUUCCCAGUCUUUCUGCCUCCGAUUUUCUGCCUGUAAUACAUUUGUGUUAUUGGUGAAGUGUAGUGGUGGUUUAGCACAGGUAUUAAAGCGUUGAGUAUAAUUUGGGAGGGGAGGGGGGACAUGCUGAUUAAUGCAAGACAGUGAAGAGGCCGACGUGGGAGGGUCUGAAAUACCCCGACCUCGUCAGAUCUGCUAAUAAUGUACAUAUCCAUGAUUAAGCGUGUGCACAUUUCUGUCUGCGUGCUUUGGUGAGGGGGGGCGGAUGACAAUCAGUGUGGGGGUGCCGCAGUUUGCUGUGCAGCUUUAAGCUAAUGCACUUAUUCGCAGAGUGUAAGUGGCUGUUUCUCUGCCCCUAGUGUGAGGUGAAGCCUCGUGCGUUUGGACUUCAUAUAAUAAGUAAGGAAAAGUCUCUUUUUUUUGUAAUGGAAAGUGAUUUUUUUUUUUAUUUAUCUUUUUUGGUGGGGGGUGGGUCUGGGGGUGUAAUUUUUGUGCCAUACUGUUUUGUUACUACUAUAUAAAAUGUAGAUAAACGGCUGAAUAUAAAUAAUUUUUUUUUAAAAAAAAAGGUAAAAUGGUGUGUAAUCAGAGCCCUUGAGUUUGGGACUGGAAUACAUAUUUAGUAAGGUGACCUUGAUCAGUGAACUGAACAUUACCCCCGAUUAAUUUGCUAAUAACCUCACGCAGUUAAAUGCUACCAUGCCUAGCUGGCCCUUCAGUAGCCCUGUGCUAAUCAGGAGUGGCUCAGUGGCACUGACCAGGUUCCCCAGCCGACAGCAGAGGCUCCCCCUCCCAGCCAGUUUUAUCCCAGUGGGACCACAUGGUUAAAUACAGCGGAACUAACCAUGUCUGGUGGAGAUCACUGUGUAAAAGAUGUGCUUUUUUGGGAAUUUUAUAAUUUUUUUUGUGACGCUGGAAUGUAGCCAGCGAGCGCGCAGAAAAUGGAAGCAGUAUUUCUGCCCCAGUUGCUCCGAUGCUUUAACUAACUUCUGCUUCACUACGCAGUUCUUCUGUUCUUGCACCUGUGCGGUUACUUUCACAUACAGUGUCAGGGGUGUUUGUCCAGCAGGAAGAUGCCCGUCUUAGAGCGGCAAAGACCAACAGUGAACUGAUGAUAUGCUAAUUGUAGGACUGCAAAAUAACUUUUUUUUUUUUAAACAGACAUUUUCCUCCCAAAAAAACACAUUCAGUCAAUUUUAACAUAUUGUGAAAUGUUCUUAGUGGUGGCAGUGUUGAUUUCGGUCCCGUUUAUUGAAUUUUGGAUGUUCCGCAAUUCUGAAAAAAUUAUUCUUUGCAGAAAAUGAUUUUAAACAAACAAAACUGACUUGUAAAUUACUGUAAAUACUCAAUCCUAAUGGAAACCUUUUGGCGUUCAAGUUGUACAAACACAAAUUAGGGGGAGGGUAUUUUUUUUUUUCUUUUUUUUGUUAAAGUACAAUAGUGACCAAAGCAGAAAAUGGAAGUAUUCAUGAGCAGCUGUUUAUAGGAGAACCUACCAACAAAAGUACUUAUUUUUUUUAAGUAUAUUUUUGUAAUGGGUUAGGCUUUGGUCCCUUGUAAGGUACUGUGAAGAUUAACCAGUCUGUUCUAAAAUGCAUAAAACUGUGUGUGAAAGUAAUCUACACGCUACAGCCUGGGCAUUUGCACUAUUAAAAAAAAAAAGUAUAUUUUGUAUAUGAUACAUGCAAAUAUUAUAUAUCUUUUAAAAUUAAGGGCAGAUCAUACAGUAUAUGGCUUUCAUUAAAGUCUAUUUUGUUUGUAUUUCAGUUAUUUUAAUGUAAUGCAAUGUAAAGGAUAUACAAUUGUCUGUUUUAAAAAUAGUUUUCUAUUCUGUAUCACACCCCUUCUGAAGUCUGUUGAUCUUUCACUUAUUUGAUUCAAUGUUGGGUUCAUUGUGUCUGGUACUUUCUGGAAACUUCUGCAGUUCUCAGCUAGGUAGGGCAAUCGUUGUAAGUGAUAGCAAAUGGUUAGCUUAAUAACUGUCAGUUGUAAGAAUUUUAAGCAACGAUCAUUCUUUUAAUAAACUCACUUUUAUAUUU